AUGUUAAGACCUUGACUUUAGAAAAAUAUAUAUCCGAAGUUGUUGUCGCUGUAGUCGAGGGCGUACAAAAAUGCAAAGCUUCAGCCGAUGUCUGGGCUGCUGUCGAAGUGAUUUCAGCAUUGCAUCAACGUUUUCCGGACACAUUUACUCCAUUUUUAACACAUACGUUGGCUCGAUCCCUUGCACCUCCUAACAAGCAACUUGUAGUUCUCAAUACCGAUCAACGUGAAAGAGAGGAAAGUUCUCGAAUUUUAAAACAACGUGUUUUGCUCAGAAUUGCAGGUGAAUUAUGGUUAAUAGGUGUUCUUAGGAAUGUUGAAGAUGGUGUUGCUGCAUUGAAUAGUGGAGGUGCUGCAGUAGGGGAGGGUGGCGUAAAUGGUGUCAAAGAUAAUGUUGCUGGGUUCGUCAGUAGCCCGAUCAAAGAAAUGAAAGAAUUCAAAGAAACAAGAACCUCCGGUGAAGGGUUCAUGUAUACUGUGUUGAAAGAUUUGGUUUGUCAUAACAUCCGUGUUGAUCCAGGCGAUGUUGAACAAGUGUCUGUUUACUUAAAUAUGAAUAGUUAUCUCAUGACAACAAACAUAAAUCUCCGUGAGGUCGGUACUGCUGCCCCUAUCAAUGACGAGAACAAUACUGCCAGUGAUCGCGACAUUGGCCUUGAUAACGAAAAUGAGUUCACAGACUCGGAUAGCGAACCAAUUGUUAGCGCUUCUCAGCGAGCUCUUUUUAAAAAUUUGUUGAUCGAAUAUUUUAAAGGUGUGGAAACCCGAUUGAUUAAGGAACACCAG
Racocetra fulgida is the source of this 785-nucleotide messenger RNA. The record is from the annotation of a GenBank genome assembly. NCBI's taxonomy places the organism in Eukaryota, Fungi, Glomeromycota, Glomeromycetes, Diversisporales, Gigasporaceae.